Tupaia belangeri chinensis (Chinese tree shrew) is the source of this 159-nucleotide messenger RNA. RefSeq names its product keratin-associated protein 20-2-like. Lineage: Eukaryota; Metazoa; Chordata; Mammalia; Scandentia; Tupaiidae. Bases 1 to 159 code for a protein of 52 amino acids. The record is from RefSeq and is a predicted model, not a curated record. The transcript is spliced from 2 exons.
AUGUGCUACUACGGCAACUACUACAGAGGCCUUGGCUGUGGCUAUGGCUGUGGCUACGGAGGCCUUGGCUGUGGCUAUGGCUGUGGCUUGGGGGGCUAUGGCUAUGGCUGCUGCCGUCCAUCUUGCUAUAGAAGAUACUGGUCUUCUGGAUUCUACUGA